AUGUCGUCUGACUCGCAACCCUUAACUCAAUCCAUCACUCUCCCGAGUCAACUCACCGAACCCGUCGAGAUCGUCGCUGCUCCCAAUAUCUCCCAUUCCGAGAGUGCUAUCGAUUCGUCUUUGUUCAAGCAGUGGCUGAAGAACAUGGAAAGUGAAAAUGGGGUUUUGUACGGCGGUGCAUUGUCUCUUAGACGAGUUCUAAUUCAGGGUGUGGAUAUGUUUGGAAAGCGCAUUGGGUUUUUAAAAUUUGUUGCAGAUGUGUUUGAUAAAGAAACUGGGAAAAAGGUUCCAGGUAUUGUGUUUGCACGAGGACCGGCUGUAGCUGUGCUUAUUCUUUUGGACUCAGAGGACAAGACCUAUGCUGUUCUUACUGAACAGGUUAGAAUCCCUGUCGGAAGGGUCAUACUGGAGUUGCCUGCUGGAAUGUUGGGCGACGAGAAGGGCGAUUUUCUCGGCACUGCUAUUCGUGAGGUUGAAGAGGAGACUGGCAUAUGCCUAAAAAAAGAAGACAUGGUGGACCUCACAGCAUUCCUCAACCAAUCUACUGGGGGCAGAAUUUUUCCUUCACCAGGAGGGUGCGAUGAAGAAAUCAGUCUCUUUUUGUACAGAGGGCAGGUGAAUAAAGAGAUUAUUGAACAGCUGCAAGGAAAAGAGACGGGUCUUCGAGAACAUGGGGAGUUGAUUAAGGUUUGUGUGGUUCCCUAUGAAAAGCUCUGGUGCAUGACAGCGGAUGCAAAGGUUUUAGCAGCCAUUGCGCUCUAUGAAAUGGCCAAAAAAGAAGGGCUCUUGCCUCACCUGAAAGCAUGA
Molecule: messenger RNA, 807 nt
Organism: Prunus armeniaca (apricot)
Lineage: Eukaryota; Viridiplantae; Streptophyta; Magnoliopsida; Rosales; Rosaceae
Source: the annotation of a GenBank genome assembly